UAUCUCAUUGCUGCCAAUAUUGGCAGUUUCUCGGGACAUACAUAGAAAGUUAUUUUUUGACAGUGGUAGUCCUGAAUUCUUUUCAUUUUCGCCGCACAAAAAAGCUCCAAGUUUUCCUAAAGUCUAUGCAGUAUUCAAGAUCAACAAUUUAUUAAAAGGAAACUUGGAAGGCGCGUAUCGCGCGUGACAUUACGCGGUGAGAAUGGCAGCCAUACAUCGGGAAGCGAUACAAAAGCAAAUUCAACAGGACUGGGCUAAUCGUGAAUACAUAGAAGUUAUCACUGGCAGUAUCAAAAAAAUUACGGAUUUUCUUAAUUCUUUCGAUAUGUCUUGUAGAUCAAGAAUAGCAGUCCUCAAUGAAAAGCUGACGACUCUUGAACGAAGAAUUGAAUAUCUAGAGGCAUGCGUCACAAAAGGUGAAACACUGACAUGAUUUCUCUACAUAAUGCUUGAAUAUAUCCUUUUGCAAUUCUUUUUAUUUAUUGUACUAGAAUCUGAAUAAAUACAGGAUGAAAAUAAAAGAUACAUCUUAUGUAUCUUUUUAUAUCAUCAAUUAUAUGUGUAUAGUAUAA
Messenger RNA from Cataglyphis hispanica, 572 nucleotides. It is a transcript of the gene HSPC300, whose product is annotated as probable protein BRICK1-B. The coding region runs from base 203 to 433 and encodes 76 amino acids. Gene Ontology annotation, biological process: regulation of actin polymerization or depolymerization; actin filament organization; cell motility. Gene Ontology annotation, cellular component: SCAR complex. The transcript is spliced from 4 exons. Gene Ontology annotation, molecular function: protein-containing complex binding. The record is from RefSeq and is a predicted model, not a curated record. NCBI's taxonomy places the organism in Eukaryota, Metazoa, Arthropoda, Insecta, Hymenoptera, Formicidae.